AUCGCUUAAAACACGGGACAUAAAACACUAUAAUAAGACUGAACAAAAUGCACUUUGGAAUUGUACUUAUUUUCUCAGGAGCAGUUCUCAUCAAUGCAGAAAGUCACAAACUUUGCUACACCUACGGGUGCUCGGACUCGAGUGAUACUCAGCUCCUUAUAACUCUGGAUGAUGAUGAAGUCUGUUAUGCAGACUUCAAAAAAGAAAUUGAUAUUUGUGACAACAAAAUACAAACAACUGCCCGUAAUAAAUUGAAAUAUGAAUUAGCUCAAAGAUAUAGAUUAAUGUGUAAACAUGAUAUAUAUAGAUGGAAACCAGACAAAACAGCUACAAGGACUAAAGAACCACCAGAAACUGUCAUCUACCCCAGAGAUGAAGUGAUAGAAGAAGAAGAUAAUACCCUCAUCUGCUUCACCAACAAAUUCUUUCCUCCUUUAAUCAACAUAAAGUGGACAAAGAAUGAUGAGGAGGUGACAGUGGAAGAUGCUUUCAUUAAAUCUAUCGCCAAUCCUGAUGGGACGUUCCAUGUCUUCUCCUACCUGAACUUUAUUCCAAAACAAGGAGACAUCUACAGCUGCACCGUGGAGCAUGAAGCACUGGAGGAGCUUCUGACCAGGUUUUGGGAAGUUGAAACAGAGGAGAAGAGCAGAGGUCCGGCUAUCUUCUGUGUACUUGGAAUAGUUGUUGGACUUCUUGAAAUUGCAGCAGGAGCAUUCUUUUUUGUGAAGGGAAACCCCAAGUGACAAGAUGUGAGGUCGUGCAGGAUGAUUUGAAGCAUUCAUACCAUGUCCUGCUUUUUUGUUUGCUUUUCAGCUCAUUUUACUUUAGUCAAAUACUAAAGAAUUGGAAAACUGUAACAGU
Messenger RNA from Menidia menidia (Atlantic silverside), 861 nucleotides. The record is from the annotation of a GenBank genome assembly. NCBI's taxonomy places the organism in Eukaryota, Metazoa, Chordata, Actinopteri, Atheriniformes, Atherinopsidae.